Molecule: messenger RNA, 1647 nt
Organism: Danaus chrysippus (African queen)
Lineage: Eukaryota; Metazoa; Arthropoda; Insecta; Lepidoptera; Nymphalidae
Source: the annotation of a GenBank genome assembly
AUGAAGAACAUGAAAUCGGAUUCGUCGGCGAAACUUACGCGAUGGAGCUUCUGUAUAACGAAAUUCACGGAAUUUUGCAAACGGACGGAUUUACACGGCUUCAAAUAUAUUGUUAUGGAGGAUCUUAGUGUGGUUGAAAGGUGCGUGUGGGCAGGAGCAGUGGUGAUCAGCAUACUUUGCGCAGCAUUCUUCGUGACCACAGCUUAUAGCUGGUACGCAAGGAACCCUAUCGCUACAGUUAUAGAAAGUACUCAAGGAGCAAUAUGGGAUGUUCCAUUUCCGGCUGUGACGAUCUGCGACCUCAAUAUGAUUUCACGAAGAGCUGCGAGGGAUUUGUCAAACGUCUUGACCCUACCUGAAAAUGUAACAGCUGAUUUUGUUUUCAAAACAUUGAAAGUAGCACCGCUUUUACAUUCCUCAAACAUGGCCGACCCAAUACAUAAAAGGGAUCUCCAUAUUCUGCAAGACGUUCUAGAUCUUAAUAACAUCACGGUCGAAACGCUUUUUAAAAAAUUGUCUCCAGCUUCAUCCUGCAGAGACCUCUUAGAGCGGUGCAUGUGGAAGAAUACAAUAUAUCACUGUGAUCAGAUUUUUCAGCAUGUAUUCAAUACAAUAUUACUUUGUUGUACCUUCAAUUAUUAUGCUUUGGACCAGCCGAGUGACGAACAGAUGAUAUUUCGUCAUUCGACUCCAAGGCGCGUGGCUUCCUGUGGCUAUCAGACAGCACUGACGGCUAUUUUGAAAACUGACCCAAGUGACUACUACAGCACGAGCGUAGCAUCUUUAGGUACACUGGUUUUUAUAGAUAAUCCAUACAAUGUUCCUGACUUCGAUUCACCAGUUCGUAUGGUAAAUCCUUCAACUGAGAUGAUGAUUGCUGUGUCACCCGAACAGACGUACGCUACGGAGGGAACUAAAUCUUUUACACCUGAUGAGAGACAAUGUUACUACAGCGACGAGGUAAAAAUACCCUACAUUCACAAGUACUCCUACCAUAAUUGUAUGAUGUUAAGGAAAAUACAGAUCUUAAUAAACGUCUGUAAUUGUGUACCAUUCUUCUUUCCGCACGACGGUGACAGCAGAAUUUGUAAUUUUCACGACGUAGAAUGCUUGGAAAAUGUAAAAAGUCCUUACAGGGUGAAUAAUGGGUCUGAGGAAGAAGAUCCGAGAACCUUGAAUCUGAUCAAAUGUUUACCAGAAUGUGAACAUUUCGAUUAUCCUCUGGAGGUGGCCCUCGGCAAGUUAUUUGUGAACGUGCCUCUUGGAGUUACAUCGUUUUAUGAAGGUAUCAAUUUGGAAAAUCGAUCAGUUCUCAACGUGUUCUUCAAUGAUUUGGUCUCUACUAAAUACAGACGAGAAGUUUACUUGAACUGGCAGAAUAUUUUAGCCGCGUUUGGUGGACUCUUGAGUUUGAUGCUGGGUUUCACAUUAAUAGCUGGUUUCGAUUUCAUACUGUUUUUUACAUUACGAGUUGCUUACGACUUUUUAAUCAAAUGUUUUAAAAAUGAAUCCAAACCGACUAACAGUCAUAUAAUCAACGUGGAAGAAUAUAAAAAAGAAAGAUGGAUAAAUAAUACUAGAAGAAAGAAAAUCUAUUCGGAACAUGGAAAAAUGUUUGCAAGAGCAAAUGAAAGCAAUAGAUAUUGA